CAGACACGUAGAGUACACAAACGUGAGGCGCGCGCGCAGUGCCGCGCGGACGAAUCUUGCGCAUUGCACAGAUGACACUUACAGUCGUGUGCGUCAGUACGUGAACAUUUGUGCUUACAGGAUUUUUAUAAUUCAUGUCGUGAGUUCCAGUGUCAAUUUUUAUAUCGGAAUUUUUUGUUUGUUGAACAAAGAUGGCUCCAAUAACAUUUACGGAGACUGAGGUGAUAGAACAGCCUAUUCACGAGACUGAUUACAUACAAUACAAGUUGUAUCAGCCAACGAAGGACUCCAGAGACACCAAUGGGAAGAGCAACGGCGAAUCAUGCGAACUCAGCCCCUAUGACCAAAUGCUAAGCCCCAAUGACCCCAAGUUCCUAGCCCCCAUACGAAAACUGGAGAAAAGCCUAGGAUUUGUGACCCCGAUUAGAUGGUUCAACACUAUUUCUAUAAGCUUGUUCCAUAUCGGGGCGGUUUUAUGGAUGAUCCGCUAUAUAUUCCUGAACAAAAUGCCGAUAAAAUGGCAAACUACUGCAUUUGGGUAUUUAUUGGGCCAGGUGGCUGGGUUCGGAGUGACAGCAGGAGCACAUCGAUACUGGUGCCAUCGCUCAUACAAAGCAACAAAACCUCUGCAAUGGAUUCUUGUCUUGUGCUAUUCAGUGGCUGGUCAGAAUACAAUCUACGAAUGGGUUCGGGAUCAUCGAGUUCAUCAUAAAUUCUCCGAAACGUCAGCAGACCCUCACGAUGCCAACCGAGGUUUCUUUUUCUCACACGUCGGCUGGCUGAUGAUGAAGAAGCACCCUGAUGUGUUGAAGCAAGGCGUGAAGAUUGACAUGAGUGAUAUCGUCAAUGAUCCGCUUGUUCAGUUUCAUACCAGGCACUUCUGGCUAUUCAAGAUAAUGUGCUGCUGGGUCCUACCGUCGUUGGUACCUGCCUUGUGCUGGAACGACACCUGGGAAGCGUCCAUAAUGUCACAGGUUGUAAUCCGGUACUUGUUGAGCCUCAACUUCACCUGGUCUGUCAACAGCUUCGCACAUCUAUGGGGCAACAAACCUUAUGACAAAAACAUAAUGCCUGUUGAAAAUUGGGGAGUUUCUGUGGUGGCAAUGGGUGAAGGUUGGCACAACUACCAUCACACCUUCCCAUGGGACUACAAGGCAGCUGAACUAGGAAUUCCUAUGAAUUUAACUACCACAUUAUUAAAUUACUUCGCAAGUAUCGGUUGGGCUUACGAUUUGAAAGAAGCAUCUCCAGGCCUUGUCAGAGCAGUUGCCAAGGCCCGAGGAGAGCCAGCAGAAGACUAAAUCUGCCGACAGCGACAUCUAUGGAAGAAAUUAUUUACGUCAUCGCGUCAUUUUAGGUUGAAGGGACCGAUAUAUUAUCGAAAACAAAUAUGUUUUAAAUGUGGUAGAAUAUGCAUUUUAGUUGUAAGGGCAAAAGUGAUCUUAGGUUUUAUGUAUUAUUAAAUAAAUUAUUUACUUGGUAUUCUUUGGUAAAGUAAGUGUAAGUUUUAAGCUAAGUUUUUGUGAUUGCCUAGAGGGCGCUAGGGACUUUAAGGAUAAUAAUAAUUGAAUUUCGAAAGUUAAAUGUUGUUAUUCUUAUCCUAAACUAAACUUUACGAUUUAAGAACGACUUAUGUAUGGAUUACCUUAAAAAAUAUUUAUUUCAUUUUCUAAUGUAAAUCUUAUACUACUUGGAUAUAGCCAAGACACUCACAAUAAAAAUUUUGCUGUGAACAAACUAUUAAAUUAUUCCAUUAUAAAUUUGUAUUAACUUUGUAGGAGUACAAUAACGAUAUUAUUGAGUUAAACAAAUUGUGCAUACUAUCUAUUUGAGAAUGAAUAAAUAUUUUUAUAAAGGUGUUUUUGUGAA
This is a messenger RNA of Spodoptera frugiperda (fall armyworm), 1869 nucleotides long. Its product is annotated as acyl-CoA Delta-9 desaturase. Bases 192 to 1301 code for a protein of 369 amino acids. NCBI's taxonomy places the organism in Eukaryota, Metazoa, Arthropoda, Insecta, Lepidoptera, Noctuidae. The record is from RefSeq and is a predicted model, not a curated record. Gene Ontology annotation, biological process: unsaturated fatty acid biosynthetic process. Gene Ontology annotation, molecular function: iron ion binding; stearoyl-CoA 9-desaturase activity. Gene Ontology annotation, cellular component: endoplasmic reticulum membrane. The transcript has 6 exons.